UUCAAUGUUGUUUACUUGUCAACGCGGAUUGUGUGCAAAAUGGCCAAGACCGGCAACAGAGUCAUAUCAAUUCACCCACCGUAUAUUAAUUUCAUAAGCGAUAGGUGGCACGAAGAGAACGUCCUAGUUACCAAUGUCAGCAAUAACUUAAGAACAAUCGAGUUACAUCCACCAAAAUCAGAGGAAUUUGAAAUGAAAUCCAAAAAGUCAGAGAGAGCCCUAGCUGCAGGUUUGACUGUGAAUAUACCAGUUAUAUACAAGGGUACAUUUGAUGGGUACUCUUUGAAGGACAGAUUGAUUAUUUGCAGUGGAGAAGACAGAGUCGAAGUUCCACUAAUUGUGUCUUCCCCAUGCUGUAUCUUGUCUGUUAGUGGAGAAGUAGAUUUUGGCUGCAUGGUGGGCAACAAUGAGGUGAACACAAGGUCUUUCGAAAUUAGAAAUGAAGGCUUUAUCCCAGGAGAAUUCAAGGUCAAGUAUUCAGGAAACACACCCUUGUUAAUGAGCCCAAAAGAUGGGGUUGUGCCUGCACGAUCAACCCAGUUGAUUACUAUUCAGUAUUGUGCAACUGAGCCAGAACAUUUCAAGAAGUAGCAAGAGUGAAACUUGAAAACAGUGAAACACGUCAUGUUAUCAUAUCAGGUCGUGUGAUAUACCAAGAAUUGGAACUCAUGGACCCAGAAACAGAGAAAAUUAUGGAAAAGAUUCAGUUUGGUUACUGCUAUUAUGGCUGUGAUUUAAUCCAGUUUGCCACUUUGUACAACAAUAGUCCGAUUCCUGCAAAGUUUGUUGCUGUUGUUGAUGAAAAGGCAGAUGGGGAAGAAACUGAAUGUAACAUCACUGAGCCUGCAAGUUUGGUGUUGAUGAAGAAAGCUGGAUUGGCUGAAGGGAAGAGCAACGUGCAUUCAGGCCUGCUUGAUAUCCUUCCAUAUGAAGGUACAUUGACACCCUAUGAGAAAAUACUAGUUGCUUUCUUAUUCAAACCUAGGUGGGAAUUAUCUCCAUUGGGCUGGAAAUGUUUGCAGGAACCACCUCCAAGAAGAGACUUUGUGCUCUUUGUAAACUUCAAUAUUGUUGGAAUUCCAUUUCCACCAGAAAAUCAACCUAAGCAUGGACUAGAAGUACCAAUAACAGGUACAGCUCUACCAGUACUGUUGAGCCUUGAACCAGAGAAGUAUCACUUUGGUUCCUGUGCUGUUGGAAUGAGAUCAGAAACAGAAGCGAUUCUUUUAAACUACUCACCUGUACUCCCUGCAAAUUACCAUUUUAAUAAUGGUGCUCAUUUCAGGGCCCAUCCUUAUAAAGGAGUACUUCAACCUGGGCAACAAGAAAGAAUCACCUUCUCAUUCAUACCAAAGCAAAUAGGUGCUCUACAAUCAAAAAAUGAUCUGCAAGUUCAGGAAAACAUAUCUUCCUUAUACAGUGAUGGUAAUCCUUUUAGUAUACAGAAAUUCAAAAGCGGCUUCCCAUACUAUGUCUCUCCAAAAGUCAUUUACUCUGCAGAUAUACAAAUGCAAGGCUUUGGUGUAAUGAAACCACUCAAUAAAGAUCCUAAAUUUAAUAUGGGUAUAACACCUUAUAUCACAAAUGAAGUGGGACUCUACAGUGAAAUUACUUUCGGUAAUAUCAAACAAAUCCCAAGAAAUGCGAUGGCUGCUGCCAGACACUAUAAGAUCCUGAAGGAGUUUAAAAGAUCUCAUUCUGAAGUUAUUUCUAGAAGUUUUGUGGCAAUGCCUAAUGAUAUGGCACAAAGCAUAAGACCUUCAAGAAAUGAUAAAAUAUUCAGAACUUUGUUCACAAAGAAGAAACGUUACACUUACAAUGAUCCAGACUAUAGCUAUACAAAGCAUGAACUAGAGCAGAUAAUCAUCAAUAAAAGCAAGUAUAAGGACUUGAUAUCAAAGGCCACCAAGAUGAAAAUACAUCAAAGCCGAGCUAUUGAAUUCAAGAAAUUCAACAAUGACGUUGACAUUGGUUUAGCUCAUGCUGAUGGAAUAAAACCCAAGAAAUUACAACUGUCACAAAUUCCUACCUCGACAGAAAAACGAGAUGCUGAGGAAAAGAUUAUAUGUUCCAGUCAGUUUUUCCAAGAUGGACAAAUUACAAAGAAACCUGCCAAUGAUGGACUUAAUGUUAUACCAACUACAAAUGAGGAGAAAAUUCAAUGUUCAAGACUACUAUCUCCUGGCCAGCUUCAUAAACUCAUGAUAGGGCCAUCAAAAAUCGAUUUUGGUAAAGUAUGUCAGAAAUCUGUAAAUACACAGAACCUGGACAUUAUCAAUACUCUUGAUAUGUUUGUUUUUGUUCAACUGCAUCUGGACUGUCCAGAAUUGACACAAACCUGUCCAUUAUCAAAAGUUGUUCACCCAUUCAGCAAAACUGGCAUCCCAAUAGUUUUUGAGUCAUACAACAAAGGAAUGUUCAGCACGUCCAUUCACUACACCAUCAAUAACUGCUACACCAGUUGCAUAUGUGUUCAAGCAGAGGUGGUGAAUGUGAAUCUAGAAAUACUCACUGGUUCACUGGCAGUGCUUAAUCCAAUUCCUUCCAUGCCACCAGAGUCAGCGUUUUCAGAAGUAAUUACUCUCUCCAAUACACUGAAUUAUGCAGCAGAAUUUUCUUGGAGAAACUCUUUGACAGACAGCGGGCAUGCUUUUAAUAUACGUCCUUCACAAGGUGUUGUUGAUGAAUUUAAGGACUUGGAUUGUGAAGUGACAUGGUUACCCAGUUAUAGCUCUCCUGAAGUUGGCUCGUUUACUCUUGAUGUCAAUGGAGGUCAAUCAAUCCUAUUAGAAUGCAGAGCUCAAAUUGGUUUGACUGCUGUACAGUUUUCUGAACGCCGGAUCACAUUCCUGAAUGCUCCAGUGAACCUCACCACGAAACAAGUGGCCACUUUAAUUAACACAAGCGGCAACCAUGCUUAUUUUAAGAUCCUUGAUCAGAACCCAGUGACCGGUAUGUACAUCAACCCAGCAACUGGUAUUGUGCCUGCUGGAGGAGAAGUUGAACUCAGGUUGUCAUUUACCCCAACAACUCUGGUCAAGUUUGAUUUCAACCUUGAGGUGGACAUCCGAGGAUGGAAGGUCAUAUCAGUGCGCGUUGGUGGAUUUGUGAACAACCCAUGCGUUGAAAUUGAUGUUCCCGAUUUCAUAUUUGGUGGUGUCUAUUGUGGUUCAAUGGCCACUAUUCCUUUCAAUAUCAUCAACAAGAACAACAACUUUACCCAAGUGGAUUUUGAUUUGUCAAGCUACUCAGACUUCCGACUUAACUUCAAUGUUCCACAAACGGAAGAAGAAUGUGUUCUCUACGAGAGUGACAUUUCUGGCAUGUAUUCUAUACAUGCGAAUGGAAAUACCAAAGUUGAAGGGAAACUAGUGUUUGAGCCAACAGAGGUUGCUGCUUACAACUUUCUCAUGCCAGUGUUCAUCAACCAUACAGCAGCACCAGCACCACCUCCUCACUCCUCACCACAUGAUUCCAGUGAGACAUCAACUGCUUCCAAACGACAUCUCAAUGCUCGUACCACCCUUGCUCAGAUUGUCACACCAAGACGGAGAGUAAUUGCCAGUGGGUUGAGGCCUAUUUUUGAACUGUCCGCAUACAAAAUUCAAUUCAGCUUUGUCUUCAGUUACCAUAAUGUGCAUCUCAUGACAGAGCAGAAAAAGUCUCAAGAGAUUGUUGUCGAAAAUAAAACCAACCACAACCUGCGAUAUGAUCUUGACCUGAAUAUUCUAGAAACAUACAACAAUAGAGAUGUUCUCAAGUUUGUAAAUAAAGAAGGUGAAGGGCUGGAGUUAACAAAAGAAGGAUUUAUUGGGCACCAUCUUCGACCACAUUCAAAAGAAGUUAUAUCAGUGAUUUGCUCUCCAAAAACCUGCACCAACUAUAGCUUCCAGAUUCCAAUUUACCUCAAUGAAAACUACAAAACAAUUCACAAAUAUCUUCAGAUCAGUGUUUUUGUGAGGCUUUCCUGGAUUGUGUUCAACCCAUCUGCAGUGUAUUUCAGAGUUCCAUUGCAAAUUGAAGACUCUGUCGAUGUUCUUAUGCAGCCAGUUGACUAUUUUACGUUUCCUGAACUGAAAGUUGAAUGUCCUAGUGUCACUUGUGAUGACAACAAAGUUAUUGAACCAUUCAAAGCAACUAUUCUUGAUAACGAUACUUCUGAGGAUAUCAUCUGCUGCCUUAGUUUCAGGUCUGAAAUUCCUGUCUCAUUUCGAGGAUUAGUCAAAUUCACAGACCAGUAUGAGAACUGUUUCCAGCUGACUGUCGUUGCUAUCGCAGACAACUGCCUUCUAAGUUGCUAUUCUUUCUUGGUUCAUCACCAAUUGGAUUACAAGAUUAUUUGUCAACCAGGUACAUCACUCAAAGGACCGAAGAGCAGUUCAAAUGAAAGUGUUGAUGCUGGAGAGGCCAUUUGUGUGCCCUGUGACUCCUCAUUGAAUUCAAUCAGUGAGAAUAGUUCCAGUGUGGUGACUUCAGUCAUAGAAGAAAGCUCAAUAUAUUCUUUUGAAUCAGAUCCAUAUGAUCAAUAUUCCUUCCAAAAAUAUAGCAAUGGAAUUUACGAUGGUGAAUGGACAUCUACACCAUCAGAGGAAACUGUAUUGAGCAAGUUGCAAGAACUUGGCAAAAUUGGAAGUAACAUUUUUCCUGAACAUGAUAAACAAAUCGGUCCUUUCCAUUAUUCAGUUCUGUAUGCUGUACAGAGAUGGUUUUCAGCAAAUGGCUGGCCUGGAGGAACAGUUUCAAUCACAGUCCCUCACUCUUUCCGAAGUGCUAUAGGUACCUUGGAAGAGAGGAAAUCACCAAAAGCACAUUCUGUUAAGAAAGAAUCAAAGACCAUUUACCACAUGCUAAAAUAUCUCACUGGGAAAAUUUUACCUGGAGUGAUACUAAUCCCAACUCUAUCAUCGAACUCAGCAGAACGUGUCAAACAGAUUUACAACCAACAUUACCUUCUUCUUGUCUUUUUAAAAUCUCAAGGAGCCUGUGUGGCAUCAAUCAAACCAGAGUAUUUAAUGACAUAUUCAGAAUUCUGUGUAUGGAAUGACACUAAGAAACAUACAUUAAAACCUGUGGGUUAUAUCGAUGAAGAUGAACGCCUGAAGGAAAGAGAAGUCUUUGAGCUGGUUUCCAAGAAGUCAUGGCUAGAUACACUUCUGCAGAUUAUCAAGUGUUUUGUAGUGUCCAAAAUUACUCCAAGAAUAUUCAAAAGCUUCAUCAUUGAUGACAGAGAAGUGAAGAUGCCAACUCUGAACAAGAAUCCUCUGUGUAGUAAUGUUUACACAGAAGGGGAAAGAAUUUUGCUUGCUUGGAUGAACCGUUGUUAUGAACAAAACCGUCGAAUUGUAUGGAAUGAACAUUCUGACACUGCUGUACCUGCAGCCCGUUGGAUUGUGAACUUUGACUUAGAUUUGAAAGAUGGUCUAGUCUUAGCGUGUCUGAUUGGAACCUACUUGCCUUUUAUGAUCUCUAGCCACAUUGGUAAAGUGUACACAACCCCAACUCAAAAAGAACAAUAUUUCCAUAAUGCAUUGAAGAUAGUCUGUGCUCUACGUUCUCUUGGAAUUGAGUACAAUAUUCAGGCGGUGGACAUAGCAAACCCCAACCCAAUCAACAUGAUACUCUUUUGUUCCUUUCUCUUCCACAUUCUACCGCAAUACUGCCCUAAAUCUACAUUGGAAUUUAAAGGAAAGCUACAUGAAUCAAUCACUAAAUUGAUUAAACUUACUAAUCCAAGUGUAAAGCUGCUGAACUAUUCAGUUUCAAUAUUUGGUGAAAGUGCUUCACGCUUCAGCAUCUCCAAAGGGAAAUCUAUUGCGAUCCCAGCCAAACAAACGGUUCAGUUGCCAGUUGCCUACAAUAAUACGUUUGUUGACUCCAAAACAGCAACCCUUGUUCUUACUGGGCGUCGCCAAGGAUCAGAACUUGGAACUCAUCUUGUCUUCUCUCUGGUGUCUUUCACAACUCAAGUAAGCCCACAGAAUGUUAUCUCAGUGGAUUCUCAUUGUUAUGAAACCCAAACAAUAUUGCUGGAAUUACAAAACCCAUUCCCUGUUGGCGGGGAAUUCUGUGUGUCAAUGACUGAGGAAAAUGUAGAGUCAUCAUCUAUAAAAGGUAUCUACUUAGGAAAAGGACUAUUUCAGACAAAUUCUCAAGAUCUCAAUAACCCUGUAAAGCGAAAUAAGAAAGUGAAAAGUUUCCACUGCCAAACACAAUCUAUUUAUCUACCAGAAUCUGGAAAAGGAAGUAUUGAGAUUAUUUUCUUGCCAUUCUUCAUGGGAUCUGCCCAUUGCAAUGUCACAUUGAAUAAUUCAGUAAUCGGUGAUUUUAUCUAUGAAAUUAAAGCUUUGUCCAAAACACCUUUGGCUACUUCACUGACAAAUUUCAUUCCAGAUAGAGAGGAAUCAAGCCCGUAUUUUGGAAAGAGAAAGAAACAUGUUGGUACCAAAGAACGUAAAACACUCGUAUACUGGAAGUGUGAAGUGGAGGAGGUUUUGCAGAAAGACGUCUGGAUUCCAUUAGUCAAUUCAGCCAAAGAAAAAGCUUUGAUUCAGUUAGCCAAAAUGCAAAUGACAGAAUUGGAGUUUUAUCGCCGCACACUUACCAACACUCUGGAAAGUUCUUCUCGAGCUGCUGAAGCUUAUGUUGCAAUGACCAAUUUAACAGAGAAUCUUCUCAGAAGUUGGCAUAAAGAACAUGGAGAGGAUCUCUCGCUCAUGGAUUGCAUGGAGGAAAGGAAGACUUUGACAUUCAAUAUCGAGUACAGUAACAGAAAUUUCAGUUUUCCAAAUACGAUCCAUUUUGAAGUAAAAGAAUCAAGAAAAGAGAACAUACUUGGAUUACAAAAUGAACAUUUCCGGGUACCAGUGACCUUUAGUGCUGAAUCCAGUGGACAUUUUGAAUGUCAAAUUUUAUUGUCAGCAAAGGACGACAUACGCCUUUAUAAACUUGAAUGCACAGCUUAUCCAAAAGGAAGUAAAAUAGAAAUAGAAUUUCAGACUCCUGUUUUACAGAAGACAGUACAGGAUAUCCCAGUUAUAAAUCCAACCAGUAAUAUCUGGAAACUGAAAGCUAUUGUUGAAGGAGAUCCAUUCUCAGGACCAGACAGUUUGGUUGUACCAGCAAAUGCCACUGCUUUCUAUCCUAUCUGCUACAGACCAGCACUAGAAGAGGGAUAUAAAGGAAAAUUAGUGCUGAUGAAUGGAAGUGCUGUUAUUGAAGACAUAAAUCUGAUUGGUAAUGCCACAAGCCCUCUCGCAAUGGGCGAGAUUGUUAUCACUUCUGAAGUGAAAGCCAAUGCAAUACAUGUAUUGAAUGUUCCAAACCGCACUAAGAAGAGGCUGACUUAUGAGGUACAAUCCAAUGUUCCAUUCACUAGUGGUAACCCAUUUGUGUCUGUGAGUAGCGCCCAAGUGGCCAUGUACAACCUCCACGUCAAGCCAACCAUGGGAGGUAACUUUGAAGGAAUCAUCAACUUCGUUGUCAAGAAGAGAGUGAAAACAGAGGUUGAUAGCGAUGGAGAUGAAGCUUACAGCUCUGACGAUGGAGAUGAGUACAUAGGCCAUAGGCUGUGGUACAUUAUCAAGCUGAACAUCCUCCAGGGUCCUCCAGAAUCCAUUCUACAUAUUUCAUGUCCUUGUCAGGAAAGCAAAUUGAUCAAAGUUCCUGUUGCCAACCCAAUAGAUGAGGAAUUAUCCCUUCAGACAAUAAUAGAAGGUCCACACUUAACUGGACCAUCUUCAAUUGAACUUAGUGCUGGUGAAAAAGUGACUUAUCCUUUGACAUUUUCUCCUCAAAGUAUCUUGCAUCAAAAAGGCAUGUUAAAAUUCUUCAAUCAAAACUUUGGUGAAUUUUGGUAUGAUUUGGUCCUCGAGAGCAAGCCCCCAUCGCCAGUGAAUUUGCCUUACAUGCAGUGUCAAUUAGGAACGUUUAUAUCACAAACAAUUAGUUUAUCAAACAAUGCUGACCAAUCAUUAGAUCUGAUACCUGAAAUCAGUGACAGUAACUUCAUCCUAUAUGAUGGUGGUGCUGAAAUAAAGAGCUUACAUUUGGAACCUCAUUCUGUUAUGAGUGUGACACUUACUUUUAAACCAUCAAUGUUGUCUAGCAGACGUCUACCUUGCAAAGUGAUCUUCCACAGCAAACGAAUUGGCCAGAUAACUUAUUUUGUAUAUGGUUCUGCUCUUACCCCUUCAGAAAUGCCUCCCCAGACAGUAUCUGCUGUAUCAGGAGCCAGUUCUACAUUUUUGCUCAACUUCCAUAACCCCCUUAAUGAAUUAGUAUACGUGAGUGUCAAGUUAUCAGAUGACAAAGUUUCUAUGGCAUCAGUCUUCAACAUUGAUUUGAUCAAAAAGACCAGUAUUUUGCUGGGGCCUUUUCAGACGUUGGGCAUCCCAAUAAUCUUCAGCCCGAUUACCAGGACUACGUACCGUAGCGUGUGUGUUGUAUCCAUUAACAGGUCAAAAGAAGAGAAAUGGCAUUUUAAAAGUCUAUCAUUGAAUACUAUAAACUGGACCUUCCCCAUUAUUGGAAUACCAGAGUACCAAGAUAUCGAACAGAUGCCUAUGAGCAUUUUUGAAUGCGAUGUACGAAACUCAGCUUCUUACCGGUUGGUGAUAAACUUGACCACAAACAUGGAUGACAUUGAUGAUACAGUACUUAGUGCAAAGGUUUUCAAUGGAAUUGACGAAACAUUCCCUGAAUUUGCAUCCGAUUAUGAAGGUGUUCUUCCAGACAUAUCGUUUCAUUUGGAAUUCCUGGAAAAUCAGGCUAGAAUAGCUUUAGUAAAUAUAGUCUCUCUCCAACUGCUCAAGACUUUCACAAAACAGGACAACCCUGAUCAUGUUGUAUUGAUUUUCAGUGUGAAUUUCACUCCAAUGAAGAAUAUCAAAAAUGUUACUCACCUUGCAAUCACUAAGAAGAAUGGGUGUGUUUGGCGUUUCCCUCUCACUUUUAUUGCUGAUAACCCCGUCAUUGAUGACACUAUAGUUAUCAAAUCUCUGAAACUGAAGGAGAAGUCUGUGGCUCGUUUUUAUCUCCACAGCAAUGAAAAAGUUCCAAAAGAAUUCCAAGUACAGAUGACUUCUGACAGUGACCCUGAAAUUGUAGUGACACCUAAAUUUGGUGUACUUCCUGUUGUUGGUGAGCGUGGGGUUGAAUUAAAUGUUUUGUUUACUCCAAUUGCCUAUGGCCAAGAGAACUUUGCUACCUUAAUGGUUCAGACGGAUUCAAUGCAGUGGACCUACGACAUCUGGGCUUACCUAGCAAAAUACGAACCCCCAAGGGGAAAAUCAAAGCCACCUAUUGCAAGACCUCAUCCCUUGCCACAGUUAAAAGGUCCUUUCAGAGAUUUUGUACUUGAGAACUGUCAGCUCACUCGAACUGCUGUGUCAUCUCCUAUCAAAGGGGCUCCCAUUAUUAAACGUCCACUGGGAUCUGAUAUGUUUUGAUUACAUAUUUCAUCUUUACUUGGCUUAAUUUGAGGCUCCUUAAAUAAAUAGUUUUUGCCAAAUUUGAA
This is a messenger RNA of Octopus sinensis (East Asian common octopus), 9514 nucleotides long. Its product is annotated as cilia- and flagella-associated protein 47-like. NCBI's taxonomy places the organism in Eukaryota, Metazoa, Mollusca, Cephalopoda, Octopoda, Octopodidae. The transcript is spliced from 62 exons. The coding region runs from base 669 to 9446 and encodes 2925 amino acids. The record is from RefSeq and is a predicted model, not a curated record. Gene Ontology annotation, molecular function: protein binding.